GAAGACAUCUGAGGUGGGCGUUUCGAAUUUUUCAGGAUGGAGUCCACUCCAGUUUGGGCACCAUUUUUGGGUUUAAUUGGAUGUAGUUCGGCGAUGAUAUUAUGCGCACUUGGCGCUGGUUACGGCACUGCCAUUUCCGGUAUGAGCAUUUCAUGCAUUGCAGUAUCCCGUCCUGAUAUCGUCAUGAAGACCAUAAUACCAGUUGUAAUGGCAGGGAUAAUUGCAAUAUAUGGUCUUGUCGUCUCUGUAUUAAUUGCUCAAAGAAUAGACGACAGUUACACCUUAUUCAUGUCAAUUAAUGAUCUUGGUGCUGGUUUAAGCGUGGGAUUCAGUGGACUGGCUGCUGGCUACGCGAUUGGGAAAGUUGGUGACGCCGGUGUGCGAGCAACCUCCAAGCAACCAAGAAUGUUUGUUGGAAUGGUUCUUAUUUUAAUCUUUGCGGAGGUACUUGGACUCUAUGGACUGAUAGUUGCUCUUAUUAUGUCGACAAAGUGA
Schistosoma haematobium is the source of this 495-nucleotide messenger RNA. Its product is annotated as V-type proton ATPase 16 kDa proteolipid subunit. Gene Ontology annotation, biological process: proton transmembrane transport. The transcript is spliced from 3 exons. Bases 37 to 495 code for a protein of 152 amino acids. Gene Ontology annotation, molecular function: proton-transporting ATPase activity, rotational mechanism. Lineage: Eukaryota; Metazoa; Platyhelminthes; Trematoda; Strigeidida; Schistosomatidae. Gene Ontology annotation, cellular component: proton-transporting V-type ATPase, V0 domain. The record is from RefSeq and is a predicted model, not a curated record.